Molecule: messenger RNA, 785 nt
Organism: Staurois parvus
Lineage: Eukaryota; Metazoa; Chordata; Amphibia; Anura; Ranidae
Source: the annotation of a GenBank genome assembly
CAUUCACAUCAGUCCCUAACCCUAUUCCCCCCAGCCCGGUACUAGGUGUAAUCCUAGACUCCCAUCUGUCCUUUCAUCCCCAAAUCCAAUCACUGUCCAAAUCUUAUACGGCCGUUCCUAACCUCGGAAACCACUAAGCAACUUAUUCACUCCCUUGUUAUAUCUCGCCUUGACUAUUGUAACUCCCUCCUCAUUGGCCGACCUCAUCGCAGGCUAUCCCCUCUUCAGUCUAUCAUGAAUGCUGCUGCCAGACUCAUCCACCUUACUAACCGUUCUGUAUCUGCCACCCCUCUCUGACAAUCCCUCCACUGGCCUCCACUUAGUGUCCUCCACCCCUCUCUGCCAAUCCCUCCACUGGCCUCCACUUAGUGUCCUCCACCCCUCUCUGCAAUCCCUCCACUGGCCUCCACUCAGUGUCCUCCACCCCUCUCUGCCAAUCCCUCCACUGGCCUCCACUCAGUGUCCUCCAUCCCUCUCUGCAAAUCCCUCCACUGGCCUCCACUCAGUGUCCUCCACCCCUCUCUGCCAAUCCCUCCACUGGCCUCCACUCAGUGUCCUCCAUCCCUCUCUGCCAAUCCCUCCACUGGCCUCCACUCAGUGUCCUCCAUCCCUCUCUGCCAAUCCCUCCACUGGCUUCCACUCAGUGUCCUUCCAUCCCUCUCUGCCAAUCCCUCCACUGGCUUCCACUUAGUGUCCUCCAUCCCUCUCUGCCAAUCCCUCCACUGGCCUCCACUCAGUGUCCUCCACCCCUCUCUGCCAAUCCAUCCACUGGCUUCCCAUUGCCC